UUUAUUGCAGUGAUCGUUCUAGCAGUUGUCUUAGGCUUAACAGCAGUCCGGAGAGAAGUGUGCAGAUCCUGGCUACAAUACUCUGAUAGAAGUCUUCAAACUACACAUAAAGUGAAUAGCAUAAAAUAUCAUAAGAUGAAGAGAACUAAUUUCACGUAUGAUAACUCAAGAGCCGUUGCUUGUGUCAAUUUCAAAGGGGGAUUAGGAAAUUUGAUGUGGCAAUAUGCUUUUCUGUACGUCUUAGCUAAAACCAAAGGCCUCUAUCCGAUCAUUCCUGUAAAUUUCAAACUUCUAGAUGUGUUCAACGUUCAGCCUACGACGAUCCAGAAAACCCCAAAGCGUUAUAAGACGUGUUCACAGCUACCGAGGCAUGGAGAACGGUGGGGCCUAUCGUAUGACGAGGACUUGGUCAAAGUCCCAUCACAUACGAACGUAAAAUACGACGGUUACUUCCAGUCGUGGAAAUACUGGAUAAAAUUUGAAGAUGAAAUCCGAGAUAUUUUUCAAUUUAAUGACUCCAUGAAGGAGUCAGCUUCUUCCCAGUUUGGAGAUAUUUUACAAGAGAUGAAUUUUGACAGGAAAGGGGUUGUAGUAGGCGUUCAUGUCCGACGAGGAGAUUACGCCACAAAAGGGCACAAGAAAUACGGGAAAUUAACUCCCAAUGCAACCUAUUAUAAGAACGCCAUAACAUACUUCAGGAAGAGAUUUCAAAAUGUUUUAUUUAUUUUAAGUUCUGAUGAAAUUUGGUGGCCAAUAAAAGUGUUGGAAUCGGAAACCGAUAUUUAUUACGUUCGAGGAAAUUCGGCCGCUGAGGAUAUGGCCUUGUUAUCCCUGGCGAAUCACACCAUCAUGUCUGUCGGAACUUACGGUUGGUGGAUUGGUUGGAUAACAAGAGGAAUAACUGUGUAUUAUAAGCAUAUAUUUGUUCCGGGCUCAGAAUUUGCUAAAGAGUUUAGAAAUAAUUCCAUCGAAGAUUUUAUAUAUCCUGGUUGGAUAGGAAUGGAAUAAAAUAAACAUAAUUUAAUUUUCUGACAUAAAUUUCGGUAACUGGUUGUUCAUUCAUAAACAAUAUGAUAUAAUGAAUAUGAGGAGUAGUAGGUGAUACAAAGUCUGUAGUUGAUGUUCUAAUAAGAUAUCUUCAUCUGGUGACAUCUCACAAGUUAC
Molecule: messenger RNA, 1164 nt
Organism: Saccostrea cuccullata (small rock oyster)
Lineage: Eukaryota; Metazoa; Mollusca; Bivalvia; Ostreida; Ostreidae
Product: galactoside alpha-(1,2)-fucosyltransferase 2-like
Exons: 1
Coding region: 136-1008 (290 amino acids)
Biological process (GO): carbohydrate metabolic process
Cellular component (GO): membrane
Molecular function (GO): galactoside 2-alpha-L-fucosyltransferase activity
Source: RefSeq, a predicted model, not a curated record